GGACAGCAAGCGCCAACCAUCUACUCUUAUCUCCUUGAUUAUCUUCCGUCUCCGUCUCCACCCCUCCUGCAGUUCUCGCUUGCGCGUACUUUACCGCUCUCGGUUGGUUCUCGGCUGAUCGAUCGUGCGCUGAGCUCUUGCUUCCACGAGCCAGGCCCGAGGAAGAAUUAGCCUAAGAAAGAUUUGCAGCAAUGGCAGUGCUGCUGCAGGCACAGUCGCUGCUGCGCGCACCGGCGGGCAGACCCGCUCUCCGGUCGGUGUUCUGCGCACUGCCACUGUCGGUGCGGAUGCCGGCGCCGACCAGGGCAACGUUCUGGGAGGCGGCACGGAUCACGAUGCGGUUUGGCGGCGUCGCGUCGAAGCAGGCCUACAUCUGCCGGGACUGCGGGUACAUAUACAAGGACAGGACACCGUUUGAGAAGCUGUCCGAUGACUACUACUGCCCUGUCUGUGCCGCUCCCAAGAGAAGAUUCAGGCCUUAUGAACAACCGGUGGCCAAGAACGCUAACACCACCGAUGCCAGGAAGGCGAGGAAGGGGCAGCUGAAGAAGGACGAAAGUGUCGGGAAAGCUUUGCCUAUUGGUAUCGUGGUCGGGAUCGUUGCACUUGCCGCCCUGUUCUUCUACCUGAACAGUGUUUACUAGAUGAUGACAAGAAAGGAAAAGGAAAGACAUAUUAUGAUACUUUGAAUCUUUUUUGUCAUAAAAUUGGCUAUCAGAGUGCCUGGAAAUCUGGGUAUAACAACAAGUACGCUGCACAAAAUUUGAUUUGGAGAUCGAAGAAUCAUUUUGAGUAA
Lolium rigidum is the source of this 796-nucleotide messenger RNA. RefSeq lists its product as uncharacterized. The record is from RefSeq and is a predicted model, not a curated record. NCBI's taxonomy places the organism in Eukaryota, Viridiplantae, Streptophyta, Magnoliopsida, Poales, Poaceae. Bases 192 to 644 code for a protein of 150 amino acids. The transcript has 4 exons. Gene Ontology annotation, molecular function: iron ion binding.